GUUCAUCUUUUCCAACCUACACCGCAAACAUGUCUUACAGCGAUCUCAAAGGCAAAACCUACAUCAUCACCGGCGCCGCUUCCGGCCAGGGUCGAACCACGGCGCUCAUGCUAGCCAAGCAAGGCGCAAACCUCGGACUUCUAGAUCUCCAAAAGCCUGAAGAUGUCCUCGCCGAAGUGGAGAGAAUCGGAGCAAAGGCCCUGGCCUUCGCAGCCAAUGUCACAGACUACCCCGCCGUCGAGGCUGCAGUGAAAGCAACGUCGGAUAAGUUUGGAGGCAUUGACGGCGCGGCGAAUAUGGCCGGAGUCAUUGGGACGCAGGGCUUCAACGGCAAAGGCUACGCUCUCGAUACCAUUGAGGACAAAGACUGGGACUGGAUGAUGAGCGUAAACCUGACUGGCGUUAAGAACAGCAUCAAGGCCGAAUUAAGACACAUCAAAGACGACGGCUCCAUUGUCAACGCGGCUAGCAUUGCAGGCCAACGAGGCACUCCGUGGAAUGCUCCGUAUGGGACGGCGAAGUGGGGAGUCAUCUCGCUGAGCAAGUGUGCGGCGCAAGAGUACGGGAAUCGAGGUGUCCGAGUUAAUGCAGUCGCGCCUGGGGUUAUUGAUACCCCUCUUGCGAAAGCCCUAGGCAGCACACAGCAGAUUAAUGACCGCUUGCUAUCCCGGACAGCGUUGAAGCGCAUAGCGCAGCCUGAAGAAGUCUCUAAAGUGAUUCUUUUCUUGCUAAGCGACGCCGCAGGAUACAUCACUGGCAGCACAAUCAACGUAGACGGAGGCUUCCAGUAG
Mytilinidion resinicola is the source of this 791-nucleotide messenger RNA. RefSeq names its product short-chain dehydrogenase/reductase SDR. NCBI's taxonomy places the organism in Eukaryota, Fungi, Ascomycota, Dothideomycetes, Mytilinidiales, Mytilinidiaceae. Gene Ontology annotation, molecular function: oxidoreductase activity, acting on the CH-OH group of donors, NAD or NADP as acceptor. The record is from RefSeq and is a predicted model, not a curated record. Bases 30 to 791 code for a protein of 253 amino acids. The transcript has 3 exons.